AUGCGAGGACAAGGAAAAAAUAGACGACCCCUCAUCUCUGCGCCGAUAGGUCCUGUCAAAAACUCGAGAGGUGCCGAUCUUAUCCGAAGCGAGAGGCUUAUUAUUGUCGAUGCCAUCAAAGACUGCGAAACAGAUAGCUCUGGCUCGACUCUCGAAAGUCACAGCCGUUUGCCAAUGCAGAGCUUGAGGUGCAUCUCCGAAGGUUUUCGCAGUGGCGGGCAGUUGCAGAGCAGCCCUACCGUCGAAAGCUUUGACAUCGCUGCCAAGCCAACCAUCAAAGCUGGCGCUGAUCCAAAAUCUUCAAAGAAGCUACGGAGAAGCCUUCUAUCAUCAACUUCAUCCAUACCAAAACCAUACUUCAAGACGGCGUCAACGGCCACGCCUAUCUCAGUGCCAAUCGUGACUCAGCAAGAUGAGAAUAUACCUCCCGCGCCUGAUGGGUUUCCCCGAUUAGAUUCACCAACGCCGCGCCUGGUCAAUAAACUUCCAAAGUCUCGAACUAUGAGUGCCCUCCAAGACUUGAAAACGUCUAUUUCACGGCCGUCGUUGGCUACUCGCUCUAUCAAUACUUCUGCUUUUAAUGGCACUUCUGCCAAAAUGUCUCCAUCUUCUACUGGAACAACAGCAACUUCUCCCCAGCUUUCGAAAUUGAACUUGAUGCAACCAUCUACAACAUCACUGGCCAGAUCGGUUCAAAGUUGCACUUCUGAGACUCCAUCAAUGCGGAUUAGCAACGCACAAUCAUCGGCCUACUGGUCUGGCCGUUUCGUGGCCCUUCAUGACCGAUUUUCAUCUGAGAAUCUCGCCGCAGAUGCCCGUGAAUCUCGACGCUCGCUGGCCGACUCUUUUUCGGCUCAGACAAAAACUCCCUAUACCAGCCUAUACCAACGCACAUCUCAUCUCCCUACUUCAACCACUACUUCGGCUUUGAAGACACUCAUGACCUCAUCCAAUACUCCAUCAGUAACUGAAGAGGAGGCUCGAUGCCGUCGCAUAUUCGAUCAUCUCGAUUCACUCUGCACCACAACCGAAGCACGGCGCUCCUUGCACGCCUGGCAGCAAACUUACGCUCGUCGACAUGGUCGACCCUCUCUGCUUCCUGAGGGUGGCUCCAUGGAAGAGAGAGGCUUCAUGGCUAAGAUUUUCGGCACUGAUGCUUGA
Molecule: messenger RNA, 1161 nt
Organism: Trichoderma virens Gv29-8
Lineage: Eukaryota; Fungi; Ascomycota; Sordariomycetes; Hypocreales; Hypocreaceae
Exons: 2
Coding region: 1-1161 (386 amino acids)
Source: RefSeq, a predicted model, not a curated record